Molecule: messenger RNA, 555 nt
Organism: Sporothrix brasiliensis 5110
Lineage: Eukaryota; Fungi; Ascomycota; Sordariomycetes; Ophiostomatales; Ophiostomataceae
Product: plastocyanin-like domain-containing protein
Exons: 1
Coding region: 1-555 (184 amino acids)
Source: RefSeq, a predicted model, not a curated record
AUGUUCGCCAAGACUGCUUCUAUCGUCGCCCUCCUGGCCGCGGCCGCCUCAGCUGUGCCUACGGCCACCACGGGCGGCAACCUCGUCUCCCGCACCAAUGGCGAGCGCGCCAUUACCCACACGGUUGUCGCCGGCCGUGCGGGCCUCCACUUUGACCCCGAGAACGUCGUCGCCGAGGUGGGCGACGUCAUCGAGUGGCACUACCUGCCCGCCAACCAUUCCGUGGCCCAGUCCAGCUUCGGCGCGCCCUGCCGGCCCCUGAGCAGCGGCGCCGGCUUCUUCUCCGGCUUCCAGCCCGUCGCCUCGGGCCAGGGCCCGGACGUCUUCCAGAUCGUCGUGCAGAACAGCAACCCCAUCUGGUACUACUGCGCGCAGACCAAGGGCAACCACUGCCAGGCGGGCAUGUCCGGCGUCAUCAACCAGAAGUUUGACACGCCCAACACGCUGACCGCCUACAAGGCGGCGGCGGCGCUGACGGGCGUCUCGGAGGUGCCGGCGUGGAUCAACCCAGCCGAGAAUGUCAUUCCCAACCCCAACCCCCUGAGCGGUUUCUAA